Messenger RNA from Westerdykella ornata, 633 nucleotides. RefSeq lists its product as uncharacterized. Gene Ontology annotation, cellular component: nucleus. NCBI's taxonomy places the organism in Eukaryota, Fungi, Ascomycota, Dothideomycetes, Pleosporales, Sporormiaceae. The transcript has 2 exons. The annotation marks the transcript as partial. Gene Ontology annotation, molecular function: transcription coactivator activity. Gene Ontology annotation, biological process: transcription by RNA polymerase II. The record is from RefSeq and is a predicted model, not a curated record.
GGCGGCGCCGAAAACUCCAAAAAGGCCGCCGGCAACGCCCGCAAAGCCGAAGCCGCGCAGGCAAAACAAGCCGCCAGAGACCGUGCCGCCGAAGCCGCAGAGGCAGAGCAGUGGUCCAAGGGCGCAAAGUCGAAUGCCAAAGCUGAAGCAGCAGCCGCCAAGCAGGCCGAAGCCGCGCGCAAGAAGGCCGAGAAGGAGGCGCUCCUGCGCGCAGAAGAAGAAUCCAUGCCGUCCAAGCCCAAAGGCGCAGGGACGAAACACGCCGUCAAGAAGACCCGGGGCAUCGAUUCUGCCUUUGCCUCUCUCGACGCACCCUCCGCGCUCAACGCCUCCGGCAUCGACAACGCCCUCGACGCCCUCAGCCUCACGGCCAACGCCUCGGACAAGAUUGACAGGCAUCCCGAGAGAAGGUACAAGGCGGCGUAUGCGAAGUACGAGGAGCGGAGGCUGGAGGAGAUGAAGGACGAUAAGAGCUUGAGGCGGGAUCAGAAGAUUCGGAAGAUCCAGGAUGAGUUUAAGAAGCAUCCUGAUAAUCCGUUCAACCAGGCUAGUGCGGCGUAUAAUGCGACGAAGGAGGAGUUGCAGGAGAUCAAGGAGAGAGAGAGGUUGGAGAAGGAGUCGAGGUUGGCGGGG